Messenger RNA from Peronospora matthiolae, 414 nucleotides. NCBI's taxonomy places the organism in Eukaryota, Oomycota, Peronosporomycetes, Peronosporales, Peronosporaceae. The record is from the annotation of a GenBank genome assembly.
AUGUUGAGCUUCGUCACAAGCAGGUCGUAUUUAGUGUCCACCACAGCAACUGACUUGUCAGCACAGUCAGAACUGCGUCCCCGCGAGGAUGUGACUCGUCUUGUCGAGAAAGAGAUGCAAGAAGUGGAAGAGGUUAUUCGCGGCAUUUACCCCGAGGCCGCCUUCAUCGAGUGGGAGCCUGAUAGCAAAGAGUCGGAGAUGCGUGCCGUGUUGAGUGUGCAGACAAAGUCUUCCCGUACGAGCGAGCGUGAAGCCAUCACGCGAGCGCUGGCACUGCUUGCGCGGACAUUAGAGCGGAAGACAACAGGAGCUGAUCGUCCAGCUACUACCGGCACGAGUGAAUACAUGUUCAGUGGUGGUACGUGUGAAGUGUGCAAUUGCUUGUGUUCAAUUGGCGUUGAAAACUACGGCUAA